GUCGAACACUUUGUGAGCGCAAUUUUGUUGAUGAAGAGCAAGCUCGAUCGGGCCAGAAUUUUGCACACACACACUCAAUCAAUCUUCCUGCACAAAAGAACAACAAACAAACACCAGGUUUGAUGACUUGCUGCUGCCGGCCUGCUGGAUCCCGCGCUGCGCCGUGGCUCGCGCGCGUGGAAGAUCAGGGACGCCUGGCCUGCUCCAGCCCAAGUGACCUGGUGGCCUGGCUGGCGCUCAGCAGCUGCUGCUGCUAGCCGCCGCCGCUGCUGGCGGGUUCGCCUGCGGAGCUGCUCGCCGCCCGCUGCGCUGGGCCUGGUGCCCUGCACGCCCAGGCAAGCGUGCCGCUGGCCACGCACGACGACGGCUGCCGCUGAGGAAAUGGAACUCGCGAGAUAUUUUCAGCAAAAAUCCAAAUUUCUCAUUUUCAGGGCCGCAACGGCUUAUCUACAUUCCUUUCUUGCCUUCCUCCGCGCUGUCGGCUCCUCUCGCGCUCCCAGCGCUCCAGCAGCAGCUGGCCGCCUUAUCCACUCCACUCUGCCCAGUCCAGGUUCCAACUCAAGCUGCUCGUCUCAAAUCUCAAGCACCACAGCUACGACUCGAGCUCGAGCAGAGGCCGCGCCUCUGCUCGUCCUUUGCUGUGGCAAGGGUGGAACGGCGGAAUCGAUCUCUGCAUCGCGGAAGAGCUCGCAGCCUUAUCCAUUCCACUCUGUCCAGUGACCGCCGCCGCCGCCUCCUAGCUGGGUGGAAGAAGCAUGUCGAGAAUGGCGCCUCCGUCCUCUCCCCUGUCCAUGAAGCCCCCGACGCUGCCCUUCUCGCCUCCCAAGAAACCGGCGCCGAUGCCGGUGUACAAGGACCUGCACUUCAACCGCGACCUCGCCGCUACCAAGAAGCUCCAGGCCGGGGUGGACCUGGUGGCGCGGUUGGUGGGGGUCACCAUGGGCCCCAAGGGGAGGAACGUGGUGCUUGGCAACAAGUAUGGCCCUCCCAAGAUUGUCAAUGAUGGGGAGACCGUCCUCAAGGAGAUCGAAUUGGAGGAUCCAUUAGAAAAUCUUGGAGUGAAGCUGGUCAGACAGGCUGGUGCAAGGACCAAUGAUAUUGCAGGAGAUGGCUGCACCACUUCCAUAAUACUUGCUCGAGGCCUGAUUGCUGAAGGAAUGAAGGUUCUUGCAGCUGGAAUCAACCCAGUUCAGGUUGCACGUGGUAUUGAGAAGACUGCUUCCGCUUUGGUAUCUGAACUCAGAGUAAUGUCACGGGAGAUUGAAGACCAUGAACUUGCACAUGUGGCUGCAGUUAGCGCAGGAAAUGAUUAUGAUGUUGGAAAUAUGAUUUCUGAUGCUUUUCAAAGAGUAGGUAGGAAAGGAAUGGUGAGAAUUGAAAAUGGAAGAGGCACCGAAAACAGUUUGGAUGUUGUUGAAGGAAUGCAAUUUGAACGUGGUUACCUCUCGCCCUACUUUGUUACUGAUCGUGCAAAUAUGACAGUGGAGUUCACAGACUGUAAGAUUCUAUUGGUUGACAAGAAAAUUACUGAUGCUAGUGAGAUUAUAAGGAUACUGGACAGUGCUGUCAAGGAAAAUUAUCCAUUGUUAAUAGUUGCUGAGGAUGUGGAAGAAGCAGCAAUGGCUGAUUUGAUAAAAAACAAGCUGAAUGGGACAAUUAAGGUUGCAGCAGUUAAGGCCUUCUCUUUUGGGGAGCAAAAGACUCAAUGCUUGGAUGAUGUUGCAGUCAUGACGGGAGGUACAGUAGUGAGGGACGACAUGGGAUAUUCAUUGGAAAAGGCAGGAAAAGAGGUUCUGGGUUCUGCUUCUAAGGUGGUUAUCAGGAAAGAUUCAACACUAAUUGUUACUGAUGGAAGCACUCGUCAUGCAAUUGAGAAAAGAGUAGCUAUGAUAAAAGGACAAAUUGAGAACUCAAAGGAAAGGUACAAGAAGAAAAUAUUGGGUGAGAGGAUAGCAAGGUUAUGUGGUGCAAUUGCAAUCAUCCAGGUUGGUGCUCAGACAGUCAUUGAGAUGAAAGAUAAGAAGCUGAGAAUUGAAGAUGCUCUUAAUGCAACUAAGGCAGCUAUUGAGGAAGGUGUUGUAGUUGGUGGUGGAUGUAGCCUACUAAGAUUAUCGAAGAAGAUUGACGCAAUCAAGGAAUCAUCAUUGGAUAAUAUAGAGCAAAAGAUUGGUGCUGACAUCUUCAAGCAAGCCCUGAGUUACCCUACCUCACUGAUAGCAAACAAUGCGGGGAUGAAUGGAAAUUUUGUCGUUGAAAAGGUGUUAUUGAAUGACAACACAAAUUAUGGUUACAAUGCUGCCAAGAACCGCUAUGAGGACUUGAUGGCUGCCGGAAUACUGGAUCCAUCAAAGGUUGUGAGAUGUUGCAUUGAGCAUGCUGCUGUGGUUGCAAAGUCUUUUCUCACUUCUGAUGUGGUGGUUGUUGAGGCAAAAGAAAGCAAACCAGUUCGAGUAAGACCCCCAAUGCCACCUAGGAGCUUGAUCCCCCCAAUACCUGCCUCAGUUUCAGGUAUUCGAGUGUAGCAAGCUUCGUUUCCACAGAUCGACCUCAAUAUGACAAAAAGUACAUGGACGAAAUUCUUUUGCAAAAAAUGCAAAUCUAACAAAGCGGAGAAAGGUUUCACAUUAACAAUUGCUUUACACUACAGGUUCGGGUGGGGGGUAGAUUGUUCACAGUAUCACAUAAGUUGCUUGUACGACCAGAGUUGCUACUCAUUUUGUAAAUAUUUCUAGCAAUCCUCAAAUACUUGUGUACAUUUUUUAUAAAAUGAGUAGAAAAUUCACAUAAUUAAGCUACACAGUUUGGUUGACAAUCA
This is a messenger RNA of Panicum virgatum (switchgrass), 2815 nucleotides long. RefSeq names its product chaperonin 60 subunit beta 4, chloroplastic-like. Gene Ontology annotation, molecular function: ATP binding; ATP-dependent protein folding chaperone. The record is from RefSeq and is a predicted model, not a curated record. Gene Ontology annotation, cellular component: chloroplast stroma. Gene Ontology annotation, biological process: protein refolding. Bases 756 to 2522 code for a protein of 588 amino acids. NCBI's taxonomy places the organism in Eukaryota, Viridiplantae, Streptophyta, Magnoliopsida, Poales, Poaceae. The transcript is spliced from 13 exons.